UGAGUUGCGGCUUGGUGGCAGUAUAAACCUCCGCGAAUUCGGCAACUGUUGCUGACUGGGUCUAACAUAAAUUCGUCGAGCACUGGCUCCUCGAGAAAGAUGAGGGUCAUUCUCAUACGGCAUCUCGUCAACACACCAGUAACUUAAUAAAAUAUAAAUGCUCGAUAUCACAGAUAUUCAAGAAGUGGAUCGAAAUCAAAAUUGAUAACAGCCGUCGUCAUCUGACGAUGAUUUGAGGAUGGCGACGGCGUCGGACCCGUCGAAUCCUAUGGACAUGACGCCUUCUCUGCGGGAGUUAAUCAGCCCUUCCGAGAGUACAACCAACAAGACUAAUGUGACAUCGUCAUGGCCCGAAAUGCCGGUUGCGCUAUCAAUAGGUUGUUUUCUUGGUUUGAUCAUAUGCGCGGCUGUAUUCGGUAAUUUAUUGGUAAUUGUGUCAGUCAUGAGACACAGAAAAUUACGUAUUAUUACAAAUUACUUUGUUGUAUCACUGGCGUUCGCUGACAUGUUAGUUGCAAUGUUCGCAAUGACAUUUAAUCUGAGUGUUCAAGUGACUGGACGCUGGCUGUUUGGGUUGUUCAUGUGCGAUGUAUGGAACUCACUAGACGUUUAUUUCAGUACAAGUUCCAUACUACAUCUCAUGUGUAUAUCCGUUGAUCGUUACGUGGCAAUUGUUAAGCCAUUGAAAUACAUGACAUACAUCACUAAGCGAGUAGUCGCUUAUAUGCUGAUGGCUUGCUGGCUUGCACCUGCAGUCAUAUCUUUCUUACCAAUUUUUAACGGUUGGUACACAACAAUAGACAACAAUAAACAUCGUCAAGAUCACCCCGACAUUUGUGAAUUCAAAGUUAAUGAACCUUACGCCAUACUGUCAUCAAGUAUUUCAUUUUGGAUACCAUGUACAAUUAUGACAUUAACUUACUUCGCAAUAUUUAAAGAGGCUAAUGAACAGGAGAAACAGAUGCAUAAUAGGAUGGGCAAUGCUAUGCUGUUAAGUCAUAGGCCAAGUAGAGAUUUAAAUAAUUUCAACGGAGAAUUGAACAGCGGCGGUUCAUCUAAAACUUUGACAUUGAAUGAAAUUAAUACUGAUCAUCUUCAUACACCAACAAAGGACAAAAAUCUCAUCAAAAUGAAAAGAGAGCACAAAGCAGCCAGAACUCUCGGUAUUAUAAUGGGUACAUUUAUCCUAUGCUGGCUACCAUUUUUUCUCUGGUAUGUCACAACAAGCUUGUGUGGACAACACUGUAAUUGUCCAGAUAUCGUUGUACACAUUGUAUUUUGGAUUGGCUACACAAAUUCUGCCCUAAAUCCUCUCAUCUAUGCUUACUUCAAUCGUGAUUUCCGGGAGGCCUUCAAGAAUACACUACAGUGUGCAUUCUGUUCACUCUGCAGAAGGGAACCGUUUGAUCUUGAGGCACUGGAUAUACGUCGGCCAUCCCUAAGGUACGACGAUCGAACGAAGAGCAUGUACUCGGAGACUUACAUCAAACACAACGAUCGGCGAGGAUCUAGCGAAUACGGCAGCAGUCUUUGAGAUGGAACAAAAUUUAGAUUUUAAGAUAAUUGAAAUGAAGAGAUAUUAUUUGGAGAGGAAAUGUAGAGCGAAUCCCUAUUUGUUCUGUUUACUUUUCUAAUUGAAAUAAAAAAAUGCAUAAUGAGAAUGCAUUCAUUAUCGCCAUAGUCCAGGUGUCAAAGAUAAUCAUGGAGAAAAACAAUCCCAAGUAGGAUUUU
Messenger RNA from Diachasma alloeum, 1731 nucleotides. Its product is annotated as octopamine receptor beta-2R. Gene Ontology annotation, biological process: adenylate cyclase-activating adrenergic receptor signaling pathway. The transcript has 2 exons. The coding region runs from base 239 to 1534 and encodes 431 amino acids. Gene Ontology annotation, cellular component: membrane. The record is from RefSeq and is a predicted model, not a curated record. Gene Ontology annotation, molecular function: octopamine receptor activity. Lineage: Eukaryota; Metazoa; Arthropoda; Insecta; Hymenoptera; Braconidae.